This is a messenger RNA of Mercurialis annua (annual mercury), 2248 nucleotides long. RefSeq names its product protein ALTERED PHOSPHATE STARVATION RESPONSE 1-like. The transcript is spliced from 4 exons. NCBI's taxonomy places the organism in Eukaryota, Viridiplantae, Streptophyta, Magnoliopsida, Malpighiales, Euphorbiaceae. The record is from RefSeq and is a predicted model, not a curated record. The coding region runs from base 176 to 2143 and encodes 655 amino acids.
AAAUGUAAAUAUGAGAAACCAAAACCAAGGGCCAAGAGAAUAAAAGAGACGUUAGUGCCUAUCCCGCCAUCCUUUAAUUUUUCCUUCGUUCUAUACAAAAACUCCAUUAAAACCCCACUCACUGCUAAACAUAUCCUUAGUUUCCAUAGAAUUCUCUGGUUUCCUCUGGUUCUUGAUGGGCUGCUCCACCUCAAGAAUUGACCACCUCCCGGCGGUGUCUCUCUGUCACGACCGCUGCAAGUUUCUUGAAGAAGCUCUUUACCAGAGCUAUGUUUUAGCUGAUUCUCAUGUCGCUUACAUGCACUCUCUCAAAACUCUAGGUCCUGCUUUAAGCCGUUUCUUUGAUCAUAAUCUUGAGAAUAACAGUCAAUCUGAUUCCGCUGCCGCUAAACUAAAUCCACCACCGGAUCACUGUCCUUCAAGUUCAGAUUCAGAUUCGCAUCUUGAUUUUCCGUCUGAUGAUUCCGAUGAUGAAGAGAAAGAGAAAGAAACUGAUUUGCUUCAAAGAAUUAACACUGAUUCUUUUGAUCGACAAACGCCAACUCCAUCUCGAACGAAUUCAAAUUCUUACCGUUACUAUAAUAAGUACGACGGUUAUGCAAAUAACGGUGGUUAUGGUGCAAUCUCGCCACCGGACGGCGGUUACGCUUGGAAAAUUCCUUCGCCUCCUCCGCCUCCACCUAGUGGCUCCACUUGGGAGUUCUUGAAUUUCUUUGAAACGUACGACAGAUUUGAGUUACCAACCAAGGAUAAAGAACGGAUUCAUGAGGUCAAAUUUGAUGGAGACUCUAUGCGUUUGGCUAAAGAGGAGAAACCGAGUAAAAAAACUGAUGAUGCCAAGAAAAAUGAGCUUGAUGUAGAAAUUAAACCUGUUUCAGAGAAGAAAGAUUCAACAGAGUCUGCUCCAUUGAUGGUUAUUAAAGAACUAGAGGCUCUAUUUGAUAGAGCUGCAGUAUCAGGAAAUGAAGUAUUAAAGAUUCUUGAUACAGGAAAAUUUCGUUAUUAUCAUAAGAAUUCUCUUUAUCAAGGAGUUUCUUCGAAGAUAUUGCAUGUGGUUGCACCAUCUUUUUUGGUGACACAUUCAAAAAUCUACUCCACAGAGAAGAUUGGAUUAGUGCCCGUGGGAUUUGAUGAAGAUUCGAGUGCAAUUGCAGUGAAUUUGUCUUCAACUCUCAAGAAAUUAGGCAUGUGGGAGAAGAAACUUUAUGAUGAAGUGAAGGAGGAGGAAAAAUUGCGUAUUAUGCUUGCGAGGAGCUAUAGGCAGAUAAAGAACAUGGUGGAUAAAGGUGCAAAGGGGACUAAUAAAGCUGAUUCUGCAGCAGAUUUGAUUAGAGCAUUAUCAACUAAAAUCAAAGUUGCAAUUCAUGUUAUUGACAGAACAUCAAUUACCAUCAAUCAGCUCAGGGAUGAAGAAUUAUGGCCACUAAUCAGUCUACUGAUUCAAAAGUUACUCGGAAUGUGGAAAUCAAUGCUGGAUUGUCAUAAAUGUCAAUCCCAAGCAAUUCUCCAAGCUAAAAAUCUAGAUUCUGUGGUAUCCAAUGGAAUUAAGUUUAGUGAAACUCAUCUUGAAACUGCAAUGCAGCUCAAGAUUGACCUUCAGAAUUGGCAUUUGAGCUUUUCUGAUUGGGUGACAGCCCAGAAAGACUAUGCCAGGGUUCUCAACGGCUGGCUUCUAAAAUAUCGUCCAAAUGAACCUCAGGAAUUACCAAAUGAAACGUCAGAACCCCCUAUGUUCGCAUUCUGCAACCAGUGGUCAGCCGCGGCGGGUCGAAUCUCGGAAACGGAAGUGAUUAAUGCUAUUCAUGAAUUCUUCAUAUACAUAAACCAACUCGUAGAAAGACAUUACACAGAAUUGCAACAAAAAGUGGCUGCAGACAAAGAGUUAGAGAAAAGAAUGAAAAUAUUGGAGAAAAAGGAGAAAAUGAUGCAGAGGAUAUUGCAAUCUCGAUCGAAGAAUGCAAGCGGAAUACAAUUUUCUCGAGAGGGUGUUCAUCGGAGUGAAGUGACUUACAAUGGUAGUUUUCAUUUAAGUCUCAGACAGAUUUUCAUGGCCAUGGAGAAAUUUUCUGCGAAUAGUGUGAAAGUCUAUGAAGAACUUCAUAUGAUGAUUGAAAAAUACAGCCUGAACCGAGGGAACAGGUGAGGUCUUAAAUUUGUAAUGGAUUUUGUAUUUGUAUAUUUAUAUUGACUUGUUUUGGAGAUAUUCUAUAUAGAAGAAUGCAAUUUUUCAGUGAUGCAGUCCCCAAUC